CGUCACACUAUCACACUAUCAUAGACGAUCUUCGGCAGUGACGCGCAUGUCUGGGCUGGCUGUCAUCACGCUAACAACAUUAGCAUACAUUAGCAUCUUCUCCUCCGGCGGAUGGGAUGGCGCCGCUUCGCCAAGCAUUCACAGCAAGGUGUGGCACCUGUAACGCGUCCAGCGGGAGGUGAGGAGGAGCGGUGUGGGAGGCCACCAUGAGUGUCCAGAGUCUAGGAGGAGCUCUCGGCGAGUCCCUGGGCUCCAGCCUCACAGUACGCAUGAGCGCAGCAGCCGGCGGGCGGAGUUCUCUGGCUCUCAAACCAUCCGGUCGGAUCAGUUCGCUGCUGCAGGCCAUGGUUCCAAACGCUUACAGCAAACUGCAGGAGGAGCGCCUGGCUAUGGCCGACCUGGGCGCCAAGCCCGAGGCCGCCUCGCUCCAGAACGGCUUCAGACAAGAGGCGCCAGCUCACCUGGAAGGCCGACGCCUGUUGGACCGCGCCUCGCGCUCCUCUCUGACUUUGCCCGACGCCGGAGACGGCAGCUACUCCGAAAUGGAGCCCAUGUUGUCUGAGAGGAGACUGUCCGGGGAGGAGAGUGACGGCCAUGAAGACCAGGAGCAGGAAGUACCGCCGGCACCGGUGCACAUCCUGCCCAAGGAGACGCCUCUCGCUAUGGCGCUCCAGAUCCUCCUGCCUUUCCUGCUGGCCGGCUUUGGAACUGUGUCAGCUGGCAUGGUGCUGGACGUGGUGCAGCACUGGGAGGCGUUCCAGUACAUUACAGAGAUCUUCAUCCUGGUUCCGGCACUUCUCGGCCUGAAGGGCAACCUGGAGAUGACUCUGGCCUCGCGCCUCUCCACGGCGGUGAAUGUGGGCAAGAUGGACUCUCCCAUAGAGAAGUGGAAUUUGAUAAUGGGCAACCUGGCGCUGAAGCAGGUUCAGGCCACUGUGGUGGGCUUCUUGGCAGCCGUCGCAGCUGUGGUUCUUGGCUGGAUCCCAGAAGGGAAGUUCCAGAUGAGCCACGCCGUGCUGCUGUGCUCCAGCAGUGUCGCCACGGCCUUCAUCGCCUCCAUGCUGCAGGGUUUCAUCAUGGUGGGUGUGAUUGUGGGCUCCAAGAAGACGGGCAUCAACCCGGACAAUGUUGCCACCCCGAUCGCAGCAAGUUUCGGAGACCUCAUAACCUUGGCCAUCCUGGCCUGGAUCAGCCAAGGACUCUACAAGUGCCUAGACUCCUACCCAUACGUGGCAUCGGUGCUCUGUGCCUUCUUCAUGUGUCUGACCCCUCUGUGGAUGGUGGUCUCCUCCAAGCACCCGGCCAGCCGCACCCUGCUGUACUCUGGAUGGGAGCCAGUCAUCACGGCCAUGGUCAUCAGCAGCAUCGGAGGACUCAUUCUGGACAAGACGGUGUCUGACCCCAAUCUGGCUGGAAUUGUGGUGUACACCCCCGUUAUCAAUGGUAUCGGAGGUAACUUGGUGGCCAUUCAGUCCAGCCGGAUCUCCACCUGCCUGCACUUCCACUGCGCCCCCGGGGAGGUUCCUGAUGAGGCCAAGGGCUGCUACUACCCUUGUCGCACCUUCUACGGGACGGGUGCUAAUCACCGGUCCGCUCAGGUGCUCCUCCUCCUGGUGAUCCCCGGUCAUGUCAUUUUCCUCUACACCAUUCACCUGAUGAAGAGCGGACACACGACUCUGACGCCCAUCUUCAUGUCUGUCUACCUGUCGGCUGCACUGCUGCAGGUGUUGCUGUUGUUGUGCAUCGCCGACUGGAUGGUACAUUCCAUGUGGCGCAGCGGCAAAGACCCCGACAGCUUUUCCAUCCCCUACCUGACGGCUCUGGGGGACCUGCUGGGCACCGCCCUGCUGGCACUGAGCUUCCACUUCCUGUGGCUCAUUGGCGACCAGGACAGUGACGUGGGCGACUGAACCGAGGUUUUGAUGGCGUCCGAUGCCUUGUAGGGACGCCCGCGCUUGGCUGUUUUAUACUCCCCGUCAACAAUAUCUCAGACCUUUUUCCAUGAAGACUCUUGCACCUUUUGCACCAAAGCACUUCCUUCUUGGAGGAGAGCAGUUGGAAUGAUUGACAGCUUGGAGCCUUUUUUAGUGUUCAGCACGUCACCACGGAGCAUCAAACCUUGACAUCAAGGUCAGAAAUUCCAUAUAAGAUCACAAUGUUGUUAUUUUACUUGAUUGUUUUCAUUUUCAAAACCAAUACAAUGUAUAGAUGAUGCAUUUCGGGCUCCCUUCAAGUUUGAGCCGGAAGGGUUUCAGUAAGAAAUAAGUCCUAUAGAAAUGUUGUUUUAUUCACGUUUACAUUUGAAUAGGUCAAUAAUUUAUAACACUGUUAAACGAAGACAGUUUAAAUACAAAAAAAACCCUUAAAAUUCUCGGGAUCCAAAAGGUGUUACAAAUAAGUCAUACAUUUUUUUAUUUUUUUACUUUCAAUGCUUGAGUCUUUUAGAUCAACUUCAGAUCUAUCUGUUAUUUAUAAGUUUCUUUUUUUAAUGCCUUUUUUUGUCAAUGUAAACUUUGUUUUAUCUGGCAAACACAAAAUAUAUGAAAUAUUGUCCCCCAACAAUAUUUCAAAGUGGAAUAUUUGCUGUGUAAUAAUUGGAGCCUCGAAUAGGUCAAUAAUUCAUAACACUGUUAAACAAAGACAGUUCAAAUAAAAAAAAUCCCACUAAAAUACUUGGGAUCUAAAAGUUGUUACAAAUAAGUCAUAUAUUUUUUAUUUUUUUUACUUUCAACGCUUGAGUCUUUAGAUGAACUUCAGAUCUAUCUGUUAUUUAUACGUUUUUAUUAUUGUUUUUAUGUUUCUUUGACAAAAACCAGUGAAGUUGGCACGUUGUGUAAAUGGUAAGAAUACAAUGAUUUGCAAAUCCUUUUCAACUUAACUUUUAACAACACUCAGUAAACGUUUGGGAACUGAAGAGACACAUUUUUUAAGCUUCUCAGGUGGAAUUAUUUCCCAUUCUUGCUUGAUGUACAGCUUAAGUUGUUCAACAGUCCGGGGGUCUCCGUUGUGCUAUUUUAGGCUUCAUAAUGCGCCACACAUUUUCAAUGGGAGACAGGUCUGGACUACAAGCAGGCCAGUCUAGUACCCACACUCUUUUACUAUUAAACCACAAUGUUGUAACGCCUGGCUUGGCAUUGUUUUGCUGAAAUAAGCAGGGGCGUCCAUGAUAACGUUGCUUGAAUUGCAACGUAUGUUGCUCCAAAACCUGUAUGUACCUUUCAGCAUUAUUGGUGCAUUCACAGAUGUGUAAGCUACCCAUGCCUUGGGCACUAAUACACCCCCAUACCAUCACACAUGCCGGCUGUUGAACUUUGCGCCGGUAACAGUCCGGAUGGUUCUCUUCCUCUUUUUUUCCCCCACAGUUUCCAAAAACUAUUUAAAUUGUGGACUCGUCAGACCACAGAACACUUUUCCACUUUGCAUCAGCCCAUCUUAGAUGAGCCCAGCGAAACCGGCGACAUUUCUGGGUGUUGUUGAUAAAUGGCUUUCGCUUUGCAUAGUAGAGCUUUAACUUGCACUUACAGAUGUAGCGACGAACUGUAGUUACUGACAGUGGUUUUAUGAAGUGUUCCUGAGCCCAUGUGGAGACAUCCUUUACACACUGAUGUCGCUUUUUGAUGCAGUACCGCGUGAGUGAUCGAAGAUUCAAUGUUGGUUUUCGGCCUUGCUGCUCACGUGCAGUGAUUUCUCCAGAUUCUCUGAACCUUUUGAUGAUAUUACGGACCGUAGAUGGUGAAAUCCCUAAAUUCCUUGCAAUAGCUGGUUAAACAAUUUGCUCACGCAUUUGUUGACAAAGUGGUGACCCUCGCCCCAUCCUUGUUUGUGAAUGACUGAGCAUUUCAUGGAAUCUACUUUUAUACCCAAUCAUGGCACCCACCUGUUCCCAAUUAGCCUGUUCACCUGUGGGGUGUUCCAAAUAAGUGUUUCAUGAGCAUUCCUUAACUUUCUCAGUCUUUUUUGCCACCUGUGCCAGCUUUUUUGAAACAUGUUGCAGGCAUCGACUUCCAAAUGAGCUAAUAUUUGCAAAAAACAACAAAGUUUACCAGUUCGAUCGUUAAAUAUCUUGUCUUUGCAGUCUAUUCAAUUGAAUAUUGUUUGAAAAUGAUUUGCAAAUCAUUGUAUUUUGUUUUUAUUUACCAUUGACACAACGUGACAACUUCACUGGUUUGUGUAUGGCAAACACAAAAUAUAUGCAAUAUUUUCCCCCCAACAAUACGUGGAAUUGUGAUAUUUGAUGAUAUAUAAUAGGAGCCUUGAACAACCUUUUUAAUUCAUUAUUAUUUUUUGAGUAAUGACAGUUUAAAGAAGAAAAAAAACAGCCUGAUGGCAGCUUUGUGUUAUCAGUCGACAUUGCAAGCACACACCAGCAUGUACACAACGUUACACAAAGGCAGUGUUUGUCCACUGUGUGGAAGCAGCGUGAGAUGUCGUUCCUCUAAAAGCAAAUUAGUCAGAGCAAGAUGUCUCCUCGCAAUAGCGCUGACGUGUGUGUGCGUGUGUGUUUGUGCGUGUGUGUGUGCAUGGUGACGCAUGCUGCUCAUCGCCAUGGCGACUCGAUGCCAUCAGACUCAGACCACACUUUUCACGGAACCUUGUGUCCACUGCGUCUCCUUCAAAGGACUCUGGUGUCCACCACGGCCACAAGCCCCGACAUGUGCCUCUUGGCCGUGACUGAUGGGCGAGCUUCUUUCCUCUUGUCGCUUCCAGUCGUCGCUCACUUUUCAGAACGCGUCACAUUAAAACGGAAUCAUGCUGAAACACGAGCAGU
This is a messenger RNA of Nerophis lumbriciformis (worm pipefish), 4768 nucleotides long. It is a transcript of the gene slc41a2b, whose product is annotated as solute carrier family 41 member 2b. Gene Ontology annotation, biological process: monoatomic cation transport. Gene Ontology annotation, molecular function: monoatomic cation transmembrane transporter activity. NCBI's taxonomy places the organism in Eukaryota, Metazoa, Chordata, Actinopteri, Syngnathiformes, Syngnathidae. The record is from RefSeq and is a predicted model, not a curated record. Gene Ontology annotation, cellular component: plasma membrane.